Molecule: messenger RNA, 5504 nt
Organism: Hippocampus zosterae (dwarf seahorse)
Lineage: Eukaryota; Metazoa; Chordata; Actinopteri; Syngnathiformes; Syngnathidae
Product: SLIT and NTRK-like protein 3
Exons: 7
Coding region: 356-3100 (914 amino acids)
Biological process (GO): axonogenesis; positive regulation of synapse assembly; regulation of presynapse assembly
Cellular component (GO): GABA-ergic synapse; postsynaptic density membrane
Molecular function (GO): protein binding
Source: RefSeq, a predicted model, not a curated record
CCAAACCUGCCUCCCGCCCUUCUCUAUCCUCUUCCUCAUUGCAGUCUUCUCACGUUGCCCACCCCCCCCCAUCCUCCACCCUCCCCCUCCUCCUCCUCCUCAUCAUCAUCAUCCUCCCUGCCUCCCUCAUCCGCCUCCACAGGAGGGAGAGAGAGCGAGAGAGGAGAGGAGGCAUGCAGGAGAGCGCGGCUGAACGUGAACGACAUGUCGACAGUCAGCCUGUAAAAGUCUUCUCCCGGUCGUUUCCUGAUUCUUUGCCGGAGGACUGAUGAGGGGCCGACGCCGGGCCGCCGCCGCGGGCUGCUGAGCUGAGCCGAGCCGAGCCGAGGGCGGGUGAAGCAGCGCGCAGAGGGUCAUGCAGUGGGUCACCCUGGCCGUGGCGCUGGGGUGCGCGGCGGCGGCGGGCCUGGCCCGGGCGUCGCACGGCAGCCCCACCCCCACCCCGACAUCCACGAACACCCCCCUGGUGGACAACUCCGAGGAGGAGGUGGACGAGCCCUGCUUCGAGCCGUGCACGUGCGAGGUCAAAGAAGGCGUGCUGCAUGUGCACUGCGAUGGGCGGGGCUUCACCAACGGCAGCCAGGUGUCGCAGUCGUGGGUCCGCCCUUUCAAACUAAACCUCCAGAGGAAUUCGCUGAGGCGUCUCUAUAGCAACGGAUUCCAGCACCUUGGCAACGCCGUGUCGAUAAACCUGGGCAACAACGCUCUGCAGGACAUCCGGGUGGGCGCCUUCCACGGGCUGGCCAAGCUGCGACGCCUCUACCUUCACGAGAACAAGCUGGAGGUCUUCAGAAAUGACACCUUUGCCGGAUUGGAGGCUCUGGAGUACCUCCAGGCCGACUACAACGUGAUUAAACGCAUCGACAGCGGCGCUCUGAGGUUCCUGUACAAGCUGCGGGUUCUCAUCCUCAAUGACAACCUGAUCCCCUUCUUGCCUGCGCAUCUCUUCAGAUCUGUGUCGCUGACUCAUCUGGACCUACGGGGAAACCGUCUAAAGAGUCUGGCAUAUGCCGGAACUCUGGAAUACGUGGGUCGCUCCCUCAUGGAGAUCCAGCUGGAGGAGAAUCCCUGGAACUGCGGCUGCGAGGCGGUGCAGCUGCAGCAGUGGCUGGGUCAGAUCCCCUACACGGCCGUGGUGGGGGACGUUACCUGCGAGUAUCCCUUCCAUCUACACGGCAAGGACUUGAGGGAGAUCCCCCGCAAGGAGCUUUGCACCGAGCUCCCGGAUAAAGACUCGCAAGCCGAAGGCGGUAGAGCCUCUGGGGGCACGCAGUCUCAACACCCAUCCCCUAAUUCCAAGCCCAACCCUCACCCGGGGCGGGUGAGACCCACCAAACCUUCCUCCAUGGUGCACGGCUCCCGUCAGAACACCCACACCUCCUCCACGUCCUCGUCCUCUUCCGCCGAGCGCAGGGACCGGGAAAAGCCCCCGCGGCCGACCAAGAGGCCUCGGCCCUCCAGGACGUCGCCCACGUCCCGCAGCCCCAACCAGAAUCCCCCCGUGGCAGGCUACCAGACUCGGCCACCCAUUCCCAUCAUCUGCCCGCUGGGCUGCACGUGUAACCUGCACAUCACCGACCUGGGCCUGACCGUCAACUGCAAGGAGAACGGCUUCCUCAACGUGUCGCAGCUGACGCCGCGACCGCUCAACGGACGCAAGCUGUACCUGAGCGGGAACUUGAUCCAGAGAAUCUACCGCACCGACUUCUGGAACUUUUCCAGCCUGGAUCUGCUGCACCUGGGGAGCAACCGCAUCUCCUACCUCCAGGAGGGCGCCUUCUCUAGCCUGACCAACCUGAGGAGCCUGUACCUGAACGGGAACAACCUGGAGAGGCUCAGCCCCGACAUGUUCCUGGGACUGCAGAGUCUCAGGUACCUUUACUUUGAGUACAACGAGAUCCGAGAGAUGGAUCGAGGCACCUUGGCCUCCAUGCCUUCCCUGCAACUCUUGUUCCUAAACGCCAACCUCCUAAGGAGCCUUCCUCUGGGCGUGUUUUCCGGAGUGAACCUGGCUCGCCUCAACCUGAGAAACAACCACUUGCUGCAGCUCCCCAUGGAAGGUGUGCUGGAGCAUCUCACUGGCUUGGUGCAGGUGGACCUGCAGCAGAAUCCGUGGGAGUGCAACUGCGAAGCGGCGCCCCUCAAGCGCUGGCUGGAGGGCCUCAGCGCUGUGGUGGUGAUGGGCGAGGUGGUGUGCCACUCCCCAGAAAAAACCAAAGGCGUGGACCUUCGCUCGCUCUCCAUGGAGCUGCUGUGCCCGGAACUGAAGCCCCAAGAGGACGGCGAGCAGCGAUCGGCCACCUCAUCGGCACCCGACGGCGGCUCGGCGCUCGGCCGCCCCGACCCGGAGCCUGGUCCCCUGAUCCCACCCGGGAAGGACUCCAUACCGCUCUCGGUUCUGGUUCUCAGCCUUCUGGUUCUGUUCGUGUCGGCGUUCUUCGCGGGGGCGGCGCUCAUCGCGUACACUCUUCGGCGGCGCGACAAGUUGCCGUUCCGUCGCCAGGGCGAGGUGGACCUUGCCGGCAUCCAAAUGGAAUGCGGGAUCUUCUCCGAAGGGACUCACCACCACCACCACCAUCACCACCACCACCACGGCGUGUCAGAGGCGCCGCCCCAACAUAACCACGUCUACGACACCAUCUCGGUGCCCAAAAGCCCCGACCCCGAGGAGCAGAAAGGCAGGGUGUCCGGCGGGUACCGCUCGGCGGCCGAAAAAGACCGCGAAUGGACCCUCCAGGUGACUUCCUCGCCCAUCAGCACCGUGGCCGGGGCCAUGGGACCGCUUGCGCCGGGCCUCCAUGAAAACGGCAUCCUGUGCCCCACUGUCAUCGACAGCCAGGGCCCCACGCCCAAGGUCGAAUUGGUGGACUGCCUCUUCAGACUCCCCGCCUUGGAGUUCCGGGACCUGCCGGACAGAUACGCCAGGCCGCCGCCCCGCUACCCUCACCCGCAGGACACCCAGUUGCAGGAUGCCGCCUCCUCCUCCGCCGAGCUCCAGACGGGAACCUCCGCCGGGAGCGAGCAGGCGAGCGAGCAGGGCGCUCGGCUCAUGACCACCCCGGACUACAUGGAAGUAUUGGACCGCUCGUACCAGUUUUAGCUGCCUACCCUCUUUCCGGAGGUCCUGUACAGAGGCUGGCGAGGAGCCCUCGGCGGGGGACUGCGCUACAAACUAUUCCUGGAUAACAAGCUGGGUCACUUUAUUUGCCCCGCCGUACUACUCAUUUCGGCGAGGAUUACCGGUUUCACGGAUCUCCGCCCCCGGAGGGAUGACUCGAGCUACGCUUUGGUUGCGGGGGGGGGCGUUGAAAGGUUUUCAUGCCAGUGGCGGCACUUCGCAACAUCAAAAGCGGGAGAGUGAGGUGGGUUGGAGGGAGAGGGGGGGGGGGGGGGGGACUGCUAAAAGUGCCUUAGCGACGAGCAGCCAGCAAGUGCGGUCAAUGCUUAUUUUUCUAAUGAAUACAGAUCUAUUUAUCUAAACUUCGACAGGACGGGCGGGAGGACCAAUCAGAGUGGAGGACGAGGAGGCGGAGGAGGAUCACCCCCCAAAAAAAUCCGAUUGGAAUUGUUCAUAUUCUUUCAUGCCAUUCAAUUCAUUUCCAAGUUGAAUAAGGCAGCAAAGUACAGCGAUGAUGAUGUCAUCAUUGUGAUUAUCGUUAAUUGUGUGAAUGCUAAAGAGUUCAUUCUUCCACCUCGGCCUUCACAAAGAUCCCAAAUUUUAGGCGAAUUUAGGUUUCUCCACCAAUGCAAACCAUGCCAAUUGCCUAUUUUACAUAGCCCACCCCCCAAAAUAUCAAGUUUUUGCAAGCAUUUUGCAUUUCCACGGCAAGAUCCUAAAAGUCCUUCCUCAGUUCCCGAACCAUUCAAACCCUUCCGACGUCAAAAUAUUCAAGUCAUUCAUUUCCAUUUAUCGAUUUGUGAAAAAUGUUCCGAAAUCUAAAAUUGGCUACGCUUUGCUUCCCCAAAUCUCCAAAGUGAAAUAUCCAUGGAAAUAGAGGCCUUGUAGAAGAUUACCUCAUCUUUUCGCGUUUCUCAAGCAGACAUUUCGGAAUUAUUUUCUCGAACUUCAACAUUCAAACCAUUCCAGCAUCAAAAUGAGACAACUUGGGAACUAUUUUUUUUACACAUUCUUGAAAUUUCGGGCUGUUCCACAUUUUCCAAAACAAAACCACAAUUGGAUACAAGCGGCUGAAAUGAGUUUUCUCCGCAGGGUGUCCGGGCUCUCCCUCAGAGAUAAGGUGAGAAGCUCGGUCAUCCGGGAGGGGCUCAGAGUCGAGCCGCUUCUCCUCCACAUCGAGAGGAGCCAGAUGAGGUGGCUUGGGCAUCUGAUUCGGAUGCCUCCUGAGCGCCUCCCUGGUGAGGUGUUCCGGGCAUGUCCCACCGGGAGGAGACCCCGAGGAAGACCCAGGACACGCUGGAGAGACUAUGUCACCCAGCUGGCCUGGGAACGUCUCGGGAUCCCCCGGGGAGAGCUGGAAGAAGUAGCUAGGGAGAGGGACGUCUGGGCUUCCCUGCUAAAGCUGUUGCCCCCGCGACCCGGUCCCGGAUAAGCGGUAGAAGAUGGAUGGAUGGAUGGAAAACCACAAUUGAAUAUUAGACUUUUAACAAUUGCACUGAAUCAUUUCAACAUUCCAAAUAUACUUUCCCCCGUACUUCAGGCAAGCGAAAUGUUACUGACGAAGCGCUUUUCAUCCAAAGAUUGUAACUCAAAAGUAUAUACACGUACACGCAAUUUUGCCACUUGUUAGCAUAGCAACUGCUAGUAGAUCGGCAUUUGAUUAUUUCCCAAUCAAAACAGUCUCAGCACUUUAUCCAACCAGGUUGCCAUCUUAUUAAAUGUGUCAUUGCAACCGCAAGGAUCAAGUUCAGUCCCACUGGAUUUCGAAGAAAUGCAGCAUUUUAUUUGACUCUUGUCAUUUUUUAUCCAAGUCUUGAAUUCAUUUCCUACAUUUCGAAAAGGACCACAGGCUUGCAUUGGGUUCAGCAUCAGCUCUUUAACAUUCACACGCCAUUUUUUAGCCACGUGGCAUUUUCUCGUGACUACUUGAGUUGAUUUUGAAUGCCGGCCUACAGUGGAAGGACACUGCGGUGGCGGCAUUCAUUGGAGCCAUCUUCAAGGACCCCCGGGCUCCACGUUUUCAUGACGGUUUUCUUUUCUCUUCAAAAGAUGGACCAAAUGCCGGACUUUUAUUGAAAACAAAAAGACAAAAAAAAAAAAAGGACAAAACUUAUCAGCUAUCAAUGAUUAUCUUUUACCAAGGUACCUUUUUAUGUGCUCAUCUCCUACAAAUAUUAGAUGCAGUUGUGAGUAUAUUUAUUCUUUUUUUUUUCUUUUUCGGGGCGGGGGGCGUUGUUGUAAGGGAUCACGUUGCGAUCUUGACUGUAUAAUAUGAUUCUGCAUCUGCUUCAGACGCCUUCUUCUUCUUCUUCUUCUUCUUCUUCCUGCCGACCCGACAAGUACAAUAAAGGGUGCUACGUGAACGCCACUGUGUGACCGCUUUCAA